Rattus norvegicus (Norway rat) is the source of this 4373-nucleotide messenger RNA. It is a transcript of the gene Fbln2, whose product is annotated as fibulin 2. The record is from RefSeq and is a predicted model, not a curated record. Lineage: Eukaryota; Metazoa; Chordata; Mammalia; Rodentia; Muridae. Gene Ontology annotation, cellular component: elastic fiber; extracellular region; non-collagenous component of basement membrane. Gene Ontology annotation, molecular function: calcium ion binding.
AGCCAGAGCCUAGAGAGGGGGAGUGGAAAGGGGGCUCAGAGACCAGGACAGGAGAGCUCAGGCUCCAGGGCGGGUUGAGCCUUGGGUUGGGUGAAGUCUUAGCAAUCCAAGGCCCCGCCCCAAGGCGGGACCCGUGGGGCGGGGUCUCAAGGCCUGGCUUGUCCCGCUCUUCUCCACCCGGCGCCGCGCGCCACCAGGGCUCUGGAUUCACCGACGGCGGGUGCAAGGACAGACUGACCGCGGCGCAGCUCAACACAGAGCACGGAGUACAGAGGCCUCUUGAGACACGAUGCUGCUCCAGGAAUCUGCAGGAGUGUGGCUGGCAUUGGCUCUGGUCACAGCUCUGACUCUGAGCCCAAGCAUGGGCGUCCCGUGGCAGGACUGCACAGGGGCCGAGUGUCCACCGCUGGAGAACUGCAUUGAGGAGGCGUUGGAGCCAGGAGCCUGCUGUGCUACCUGUGUGCAGCAGGGCUGUGCCUGUGAGGGCUACCAGUACUACGACUGUGUACAGGGAGGUUUUGUGGAUGGCCGUGUACCCGCCGGCCAGUCCUACUUUGUGGACUUUGGCAGCACCGAGUGCUCCUGCCCACCGGGUGGUGGUAAGAUCAGCUGCCAGUUUAUGCUGUGCCCUGAGCUACCACCCAACUGCAUUGAGGCUGUGGUAGUAGCUGACAGCUGCCCGCAGUGCGGUCAGGUGGGCUGUGUCCACAGUGGCCGUAAGUACGCUGCUGGCCACACUGUCCACCUCUCAUCCUGCCGGGCCUGCCACUGUCCCGACGCUGGUGGUGAGCUCAUUUGCUACCAGCUUCCUGGUUGCCAUGGUAACUUCUCAGAUGCUGAGGAAGGUGACUCUGAGAGGCAAUAUGAAGACCCUUACAGCUAUGACCAGGAGGUGGCUGAGGCAGAAGCUACUGUGGCCAUUGUGAACGAGGUCCAGGCAGGUGCAGAAGGCCCCCCAGCUGCUCUGGGAGGUGGAAAUCUGCCACCAUCCUCCAUCCGAGUAACCCCCUGGCCAGUUGCCCUCCCCAGACCCACGGCAGCUGCUGCCCUGGGUCCUCCAGCACCUGUGCAGGCCAAAGCCAGGAGAGUGACAUUGGACAUUGAUGAGGAAGAGGAGGAAGAAGUGGAGGAGAUACUAGCCACCGAACCGCCAGUAGCAGGUAGUCCCGGAAGGCUGGACAGCUUGCCCACAACAUCCCCAGCCAGACCUGGUCUCCCUGUCCAGGAGAAGGAGGCUGAAGCCAAGGCAGGGCCUGAGGAAAACCUCAUUCCUGAGGCCCAGGCCACUUCUCGAAGUGUCACACAGGAGGGUGCUGCACCUCUGCCUAAGUCAGGCCUGGCUGGUCUCAGUCCGUCUCUGGCCACUGACAGCUCUUCAGAGGAUGCACUGAAGUCCAGCAGUCAGCCCACUCUAUCUACACUGCCACCUGACCGAGCCCAGGUCUCACCCUCUCCAGAGACGCCUGAAGAAAUACCCCAGCGUCCGCAGUUGCUACCUCGAUCCCGAGCAGAAGAAGACACAGACCCCAACUCAGUACAUUCUGUCCCCAGAGGUGAUCCUGAUGGCUCCACCAAGGACCUGGUCGAGACAUGCUGUGCAGCGGGCCAGCAGUGGGCCAUCGACAAUGAUGAGUGCCAGGAGAUCCCUGAGAAUGGCGCGCAGAGCGACGUCUGCAGGAUAGCCCAGAGGCACUGCUGCAUCUCCUACUUGAAAGAGAAGAGCUGUGUGGCCGGCGUCAUGGGGGCCAAGGAGGGUGAGACCUGUGGAGCCGAGGACAAUGAUACCUGUGGGGUCUCCCUGUACAAGCAAUGCUGUGACUGCUGUGGCCUGGGACUCCGUGUGCGGGCUGAGGGCCAGUCGUGUGAGUCCAACCCCAACCUGGGCUAUCCCUGCAGCCACGUCAUGCUCUCCUGCUGUGAAGGCGAGGAGCCUCUCAUAGUGCCUGAGGUCCGCCGGCCACCAGAGCCUGGGGCCACUCCUCGCAGAGUUUCAGAGACGGAGAUGGGAAGCCGGGAGGCCUUGUCACUGGGCACAGAGGCUGAACUGCCCAAUAGCCUGCCGGGAGAUGACCAGGAUGAGUGCCUGAUGCUCCCUGGGGAGCUUUGCCAGCAUCUUUGCAUCAACACUGUUGGCUCCUACCGCUGUGCCUGCUUCCCUGGAUUCGAGCUGCAGGGUGAUGGCCGCACCUGCCGCCCAGAUGGAGGUGCCCCACAGUUGGACACUGCACGAGAGUCUGCACCGAGGUCUGAGUCUGCCCAGGUAUCUCCCAACACCAUCCCCCUGCCAGUGCCACAGCCCAAUACCUGCAAAGACAAUGGGCCCUGCCGGCAGGUGUGUCGCGUUAUUGGCGACACAGCCAUGUGCUCCUGCUUCCCUGGCUACGCCAUCAUGGCAGAUGGUGUGUCCUGUGAAGACAUCAAUGAGUGUGUGACGGACCUGCACACGUGCACCCGGGCCGAGCACUGCGUGAACACGCCAGGCUCCUUCCAAUGCUACAAGGCUCUUACCUGUGAGCCAGGAUACGUUCUCACAGAUGGCGAGUGCACCGACGUGGACGAGUGCGUGACAGGCACGCACAACUGCCAGGCAGGCUUCUCAUGCCAGAACACCAAGGGUUCCUUCUACUGCCAGGCCCGGCAGCGCUGCAUGGAUGGCUUCUUGCAGGAUCCCGAGGGCAAUUGCGUAGACAUCAAUGAGUGCACAUCGUUACUGGAGCCUUGCCGCUCAGGAUUCAGCUGCAUCAACACGGUGGGCUCCUACACGUGUCAGAGGAACCCACUGGUCUGCAGGCGUGGUUACCAUGCUAACGAGGAGGGCUCUGAAUGCGUGGAUGUGAAUGAGUGUGAGACAGGUGUGCACCGCUGUGGUGAGGGCCAAUUGUGUUACAACCUCCCUGGAUCCUACCGCUGUGACUGCAAGCCCGGCUUCCAGAGGGAUGCAUUUGGCAGGACCUGCAUUGAUGUGAAUGAAUGCUGGAUCUCGCCGGGUCGCCUGUGCCAGCACACAUGUGAGAACACACCGGGCUCCUACCGCUGCUCCUGUGCUGCUGGCUUCCUUUUGGCUGCAGAUGGCAAGCAUUGUGAAGAUGUGAAUGAAUGCGAGACUCGGCGCUGCAGCCAGGAGUGUGCCAACAUCUACGGCUCCUAUCAGUGCUACUGCCGCCAGGGCUACCAGUUGGCAGAGGAUGGGCACACCUGCACAGACAUCGAUGAGUGUGCACAGGGCGCUGGCAUUCUCUGUACCUUCCGCUGUGUCAACGUGCCCGGGAGCUACCAGUGUGCAUGCCCAGAGCAGGGGUACACUAUGAUGGCCAACGGAAGGUCCUGCAAGGACCUGGAUGAGUGUGCACUGGGCACCCACAACUGCUCUGAGGCUGAGACCUGUCACAACAUCCAGGGUAGUUUCCGCUGUCUGCGCUUCGAUUGUCCACCAAACUAUGUCCGUGUCUCAGAAACGAAGUGCGAGCGCACCACGUGCCAGGAUAUCUCGGAGUGUCAAACCUCACCAGCUCGUAUCACGCACUACCAGCUCAAUUUCCAGACAGGCCUACUGGUACCUGCCCAUAUCUUCCGCAUCGGCCCUGCUCCCGCCUUUGCUGGGGACACCAUCUCACUGACCAUCACCAAGGGUAACGAAGAGGGUUACUUUGUCACGCGCAGACUCAACGCCUACACUGGUGUGGUAUCCCUGCAGCGGUCUGUUCUGGAGCCACGGGACUUUGCCCUGGACGUAGAGAUGAAACUGUGGCGCCAGGGCUCUGUCACCACCUUCCUGGCCAAGAUGUACAUCUUCUUCACCACUGUUGCCCCGUAAGGUGACAUGUCAGGCAAUCCCUCCAAGUGGUGGGCGUCUGGGCUGUGGGCAGCCGUGCCACUCCUAAGUGGCUUUUUGCUGUGACUCUGUAACUUAACUUAAUCAUGCUGACCUGAUUGGUCUUGAGUCUCUCCACCUUGGAGGGAGGGAAAUGCACCCCAACAGGCACUGAGUACAGGCCAAGGUCUCCUGAGGCGGGAUGAUGGCUGGCAAACUGGAAACAGCCAUAGGGGGCUUCUGAAUGCCACUCCUCACCUAUGGCUAAAGCUGACACUCCAUUCCUGCUUCCACUGUGUUCUUCAAUUAAAAAAAAUCAGCUGUGCAUGGUAGCACAGACCUUUAAUCCCAGUACUGGAGAGGCAGAGGUAGGUAGAUUUCUGGGAGUUCCGGGCUAACCUGGUCUACACUGGGAGUUCUAACCGGCCAGAGCUAUAUAGACCCUGUCUCAAAAAGGAAAAAAGAAAAAAAAUAAUUUUAAAAGUUUUUUUUGCCGUUGUUGUUUAAUGAUAAGAAUAGUGCACAUACAUUAUUAAAAAUGAUCAAAUAGCACGAAAGGUCA